Antrostomus carolinensis (chuck-will's-widow) is the source of this 1068-nucleotide messenger RNA. RefSeq names its product coiled-coil domain containing 89 (gene CCDC89). The record is from RefSeq and is a predicted model, not a curated record. The transcript has a single exon. NCBI's taxonomy places the organism in Eukaryota, Metazoa, Chordata, Aves, Caprimulgiformes, Caprimulgidae. Bases 1 to 1068 code for a protein of 355 amino acids.
AUGGCUCAGGAUGACAGACAGGCAGGGAUGGCCAACACCACGAGUGAUCCAGAGAUGGACAAAGACAUGGAAGAUCUGACAAAAGGCCUGGAGGAACUCUGUGAGAGCCUCAGAGAGGAGAAGAGUGAGGAGGCUCUGCUACAUUCACGCCUAGAACAGCAGCAUCGCCUUAUCUGCAUACUGAAGAAAAAAGCAGACGACGCAGACAAACGCUGCAGAGACCUGGAGCAGCUCAACGUGGAGCUGGAGAAACUGAGGACAGAGGAAGCUGUGAAAAUAAAAACCCAGAGCCAACAGAUUCAGCAAUUAGAAGGGCGCUUCAUGGACCUGGCCAACAACCAUGAAAAAAUGAUCCAGUUCAAGAACGAACACAAGAAACAGCACAUGCAGCUGCGGGAGGAGAAUAAGCGCCUGCGGCAGGAGAACGACGCGCUCUUCAGCCAGACUCUGAGGGAGAAGGAAGCCGAAGUGCUCCAGCUCACUGCCCAGGCCAGAAAGCUCUCACAAGAGUUAAACUCUUUAGAAGAGAAAUGUGCUUAUGAGAGUCACAGAGCCCUGGAGCGAGAGAAGGAGCUGCUGGAAGCCCAGAGCCAACAAGCAAGUGCCUACACCUGGGAAGUGGAUUCACUGAAAAACCAGCUGCAACACCUACAGGAGAAGCACCAACAAACUGUCGCGCAGGUGGAGAGCGCAGAAAGCGAGCAGAGGGCUCGGGGCAGCGAGCUGCAGGCCAGGCUGGAGAGGGCAAAGGAGGAGAAAGAACAACUACUGAACCUGGCCGUGGAGAGGGGCAAAGCUCUACAAGAUAAGCAAGAGGAAAUUCAGCAGCUGAGGAAGAAGCUGGAGACUGCAGGAAAAGCCAGGCAGAGAGCAGGAAAGCACCUUGUGAAAGAGGCAGCAGCGGUGGACAAUGAUCUGAAGGUCCAAGAGCUCCAACGAGAGCUCGAAAGCAUCAAGGAGGCGUACAACGAACUCUUGCUGCAGUUCGAUGCUUACAAAAAGCACACGACCGAUUUACUGACUAAAGAAAAAGCUCUGAAUGUCAAACUCCGGAAUUUUAUUGCAUAA